AUGGGUUCGUUACCAAGAAAAGUUUCACAUAGUGCCAAUAAUCCAAAUUUACACUAUUUAGCAACAGGUGGUGGACCAAACACAGCGAUGUAUAAACGAGGUAGUAGCGGUUCAGCUGGUGAUUGUGUAUCAUUACGUUCAAUAAGCUCCGAAGAUUUAUCGUAUGUGGAUGUAGAACAACACUGUUGUGCGAAAGCGUCAAAUCCAGCAUAUAAACGUGGCCGUCGAUUACAAUUAAUGCAAAUGUUAAUAUUGCCAUUCAUACCAAUAAUGGCAUUAAUUGUACAGACCAGUAUUAUAUUACAAGGAACAUUAAUGUACAGGAAUGAAGUUAUGGAUAUUGAAACACAGGUUACAAUAGCAACCGACCUUGGGAAAGUAGUGACCAAACUUCAGUUAGAGCGGUCAGAGGUGGCAUUUUUUAUUUACACAAAUGGGAGUAAUUCCAGGAGCAACUUUUCGCAUCGUUUUGAGGUCACGAACGAAGCAUUAACAAAUAUGACGACAUGGCCGCCUGUUGCGUUACCUCAAGAGAAUGGUAAAACUGUCUAUUUGAAUAAGUCCGAAUUUUUAGAUAGACGUGAAGAAUUUCGAGACAGGCAAAAAAUCAGUUCAGAUGAAAGUAGUAUUUCAGAGGUGCUUGAUUGGUAUACUGCAGUUAAUGCUGCCAUGUUAGAACAUCUUACAAAUCAAAUAAAAGAAACGGAUAACAGUGGCGUAUGGAGAUUAUUGAUAGCAUUUAAAAAUUUAUUACGGAGCAUUGAAAGUAUGGGUAUAUCAAGUGUAUAUGGUGUCAAAUACUUUAGUUAUGGCAUACUUGAUAAUGAAAAUUAUACGAGCUACGUACGUUAUGAUACACUUGGGAAAGAUCUACUCAACGGGACACUAAAUUAUGUACCAUCAAUGAAAGAUACAUACAAAGCACUUAUGAAAUCAAUGCCACAUUAUGGCCGUAUUAAAAAUAACAGCGAUAUCAUAUUAAGAAACAGGAGAAGAGCACCGAAUAAAGAUGAAGCCAUUGAUUAUUUUGAUUCGAUAACAACAUACACAGAGGAAUUAAGAAAACUUCAAACUGAAUUGCGUCGAAAAAUUCGUGAAUACGUAAAUGAAACAUUAAGUGAUGCAAGUAACAAAGAAGCUAUUGGAAUUGCAAUAUUAGUGGUUGUUCUAGCUUUAUCACCAGUGAUUAUUAUUUUAGUUCGAAAUGCAGUCGCUACAAUCCAGAUGUAUGCCGCAAAUUUGGCCGUUAAAGCUCGUGAACUGAAAAAAGAAAAAAGGAAAAGUGAUUCAUUAUUGUUUCAAAUGCUUCCACCUAGUGUUGCUACUCAAUUAAAACAAACACGGCAGGUACCUGCAGAAUAUUAUGCAGCAGUGACAGUCUAUUUUAGUGAUAUUGUUGGCUUUACUGAAAUUGCAGCUGAAAGUUCACCGUUAGAGGUGGUCACAUUUUUGAAUUCAAUUUAUAAAUUAUUCGAUGAACGAAUUGAAUGCUACGACGUGUAUAAAGUAGAAACAAUUGGAGAUUCUUACAUGGUGGCGUCCGGAUUACCUGUGAAAAAUGGUGACAAACAUGUGUCUGAAAUUGCAACCAUGGCAUUAGAUUUAUUGGCAGCGUCUACAUUAUUCCGGAUACCAAGACGACAAUGUGAACGUUUGCAAAUUCGUUGCGGAGUUCAUACUGGGCCUGUGGUAGCUGGAAUUGUUGGUUCAAAAAUGCCACGCUAUUGUUUAUUUGGUGAUACUGUCAAUACUGCAAGUAGAAUGGAAUCAACGGGAGACGCGCUACGUAUUCAUAUUAGCUUAGAGAUGAAAAAAGCUCUGGAUGCCGUUGGUGGAUUUAGAACAGAAUAUCGAGGAUUGGUUGAUGUUAAGGGUAAAGGAAUGAUGGAAACUUAUUGGUUAACUUGCAAAGAUGGUGGAAUUGCACGCAAUAUGGCCAUUGAUCAACCAGAAUUCUAUGAGGACGCUGAACCUGUGUUUAUGAGAAGACUAAGAGACGAAUGUUACAUAUGAUAUGAAC
Chrysoperla carnea is the source of this 2020-nucleotide messenger RNA. RefSeq lists its product as uncharacterized. The coding region runs from base 1 to 2013 and encodes 670 amino acids. The record is from RefSeq and is a predicted model, not a curated record. The transcript has 17 exons. NCBI's taxonomy places the organism in Eukaryota, Metazoa, Arthropoda, Insecta, Neuroptera, Chrysopidae. Gene Ontology annotation, biological process: cGMP biosynthetic process; receptor guanylyl cyclase signaling pathway; intracellular signal transduction. Gene Ontology annotation, molecular function: guanylate cyclase activity; peptide receptor activity.